AAGAAAAACUCUGUUUCUCCUUCAUUUACUCGACGCAGGCACUCUCUUUUCCAUUUUCACUCUUCAAAUUACAGAUAAUAAAUCUUUAGCUUCUCCUCUUUCUUUUCUCUCUUUUUUUUUUUUUUUUCCCGACCGAGACCAAUGGCGGCGGCGAUGGUGAGCUCCGCCGGAGCUUUGCUUGCGAUGCUUAACGAGGAUCUCCCACAACUGAAACGUCACGCGCUUACUAACCUUAAUCGAUUCGUCGAUCAAUUUUGGCCUGAGAUCUCAACCAGUGUGCCUCAGAUAGAGAGUUUAUAUGAAGAUGAGCAGUUUGACCAGGAUCAGAGACAACUUGCCGCGUUGGUUGUUUCCAAGGUUUUCUGUUACCUGGGUGAUCUAGAUGAUUCCUUAUCAUAUGCCCUUGGAGCUGGUCGUCUUUUUGAUGUUACAGAGGACUCUGAUUAUGUUCAUACUCUUCUCGCUAAGGCUAUAGAUGAGUAUGCAAGUCGUAAGACAAAGGCAGCUGAAUCAAAUACUGAGACAGCAAAUGUGGACCCUAGGCUUGAGGAAAUUGUGGAGAGAAUGCUGGAUAAGUGUAUCGAGGAAGGGAAAACCCAACAAGCCAUGGGAAUUGCAAUUGAAUGUAGAAGAUUGGACAAACUUAAGCAAGCAAUAACAGAGAGUGCUAAUGUUCAUUCGACUCUGUCAUAUUGCAUAAAUGUUUCUAAUGCUUAUGUCAGUAGUAGAGAAUAUCGGUGUGAGGUGUUCCGUCUUCUGGUUAAUGUUUAUGAAACACUGCCUUCUCCUGAUUAUUUGAAUAUAUGUCAAUGUCUCAUGUUCUUGGAUGAGCCUGAACGUGUAGCAAGCAUAUUGGAAAAACUUCUACGCUCUGAAAAUAAGGAGGAUGUUUUGCGUGCAUUUCAAAUCGCUUUUGACCUUGUGGAGAAUGAGCACCAGGCUUUUCUAUUAAAUGUUAGAGAUCGCCUUCCAGCCCCUAAGUCUCAAAAUUUGGAGUCAACUCAGCCAAAAUCUAGCAAUCCAGAACCUGCUCAAAAUGAAAAUGCUGCUGCUCCAGAGGAUGUUCAAAUGACAGAAGGAGCUUCAGCUUCAACUGUUGUGCAUGAGAUAGAUCCAAAGGAAGCGACCUACGCUGAGAAUCUGGCAAAAAUCAAGGGAAUUUUGUCUGGAGAGACAUCAAUAAAGUUAACUCUACAAUUUUUAUACAGUCAUAAUAAAUCGGAUCUUCUUAUUCUGAAAACAAUCAAGCAGUCUGUUGAGAUGAGGAAUAGCGUUUGUCACAGUGCUACUAUUUAUGCUAAUGCAAUUAUGCAUGCUGGAACAACUGUGGAUACAUUCCUUAGGGACAAUCUAGAUUGGUUGAGUAGGGCCACUAAUUGGGCCAAGUUUAGUGCUACAGCAGGGCUUGGUGUUAUCCACAGAGGUCACCUGCAGCAGGGAAGGGCGCUAAUGAGACCUUAUUUGCCCCAGGGUGGAUCUGGUGGCGGAGGUAGUCCGUACUCAGAAGGUGGUGCUCUUUACGCACUAGGUCUCAUCCAUGCAAACCAUGGUGAGGGCAUCAAACAAUUCCUUCGUGAUAGCCUACGUAGCACUAAUGUAGAGGUUAUUCAACAUGGGGCCUGCUUAGGUCUAGGUUUGGCAGCUCUAGGAACUGCUGAUGAAGAAAUCUAUGAUGACAUCAAAAGUGCUUUGUACACUGAUAGUGCCGUUGCUGGUGAAGCUGCUGGUAUUAGUAUGGGUUUGCUUAUGGUUGGAACUGCAAGCGAGAAGGCCAGUGAAAUGCUUACUUAUGCUCAUGAGACGCAGCAUGAGAAGAUUAUUAGGGGAUUAGCAUUGGGGAUAGCCCUCACAGUUUAUGGAAGAGAAGAAGAAGCAGACACACUGAUUGAGCAGAUGACUCGGGAUCAGGACCCUAUACUUCGUUAUGGUGGCAUGUAUGCAUUGGCAUUGGCCUACAGGGGAACAGCAAACAAUAAGGCCAUCCGCCAGCUGCUGCACUUUGCUGUAUCAGAUGUGAGUGAUGAUGUCAGGAGGACUGCUGUUCUUGCACUUGGAUUUGUCCUGUACAAUGACCCGGAGCAGACCCCUCGAAUUGUCUCCCUGCUGUCUGAGUCCUACAACCCACAUGUACGUUAUGGCGCAGCUCUUGCUGUAGGCAUUUCCUGCGCAGGCACUGGCUUGAGUGAGGCUAUAUCAUUGCUGGAACCUCUGACAUCAGAUGUUGUUGAUUUUGUUCGUCAAGGUGCCCUCAUUGCAAUGGCUAUGGUUAUGGUGCAGAUGAAUGAGGCCAGUGACUCUCGUGUUGGAACCUUCAGGCGACAAUUGGAAAAGAUAAUCCUUGAUAAGCAUGAAGACACUAUGAGCAAGAUGGGUGCAAUCCUUGCUUCAGGAAUACUUGAUGCUGGUGGAAGGAAUGUGACAAUAAAAUUGCUCUCUAAGACAAAACAUGAUAAAGUCACUGCAGUUGUUGGACUAGCCGUUUUUAGCCAGUUUUGGUAUUGGUAUCCUCUCAUUUAUUUCAUAAGCUUGUCAUUCUCACCCACCGCUUUUAUUGGGCUCAAUUAUGACUUAAAUGUUCCAAAAUUUGAGUUCAUAUCAAAUGCAAAACCAUCUUUAUUUGAGUAUCCAAAGCCAACCACUGUGCCCACCACUACAUCUGCUGUGAAACUUCCUACUGCUGUACUGUCAACAUCAGCAAAGGCCAAAUCUAGGGCCAAGAAAGAUGCAGAACAGAAAGCUAAUGCUGAAAAGGCAGCUGGGGCAGAGUCUUCAUCUGCUGCAACAAAUACUGGGAAAGAGAAAUCCUCUAUUGAGAAGGAUGGGGAUGCCAUGCAGGUUGAUAGCCAGCCAGAGAAGAAAGCAGAGCCAGAACCUUCCUUUGAGAUAUUGACUAACCCAGCAAGAGUGGUUCCUGCCCAGGAGAAGUUUAUAAAAUUGAAGGAAGAUAGCAGAUAUGAACCUGUGAAGCUGGCAGCUUCAGGGUUUGUCCUCCUGAAAGACUUGAAACCAACUGAACCAGAGGUGCUUUCACUCACUGAUGCACCUUCCUCAACAGUGUCACCUGCUGGCGGUUCAGCUGCAGGACAGCAGGGUUCUGCAUCAUCAAUGGCUGUUGAUGAGGAACCCCAACCACCUCAGCCCUUCGAGUACACCUCGUGAUUUGGGUCGCAGUGAGUUUGAAACGAUAUUCAGUCAGAAAUCACAGUGCUUUUAACUCGAGGAAAGUAAAAAGUCAGAUGUGCUUAAGAAACCACUUAAAGCUUGGGUGGAUAUGACCCGGACGGAAGGCGAGAGUGCUGGCAUUUCAAAGUUUCCUUAUCUUCAGCGCUCGAUGUUGUUGAGUAGCACAAUUUUUUUUAGGUACUUGUAUGUCACCUGAUGGAUGGGUGUUUAGAUGUUGGGGAAUGAAAUAUUAGUUCAUUUUGAAGUGGUCGAUAUACAUUUUUAAUUUGCUGUCAUUACUGUGUUUAUCUGAUUGUUCCCAUUCAUCUGCACGAAUUGCAGUUAAAGCUUCCACUUUUUUAUGCGAUUCUUUUCCCAGCGUUAUGGUUAA
This is a messenger RNA of Ricinus communis (castor bean), 3553 nucleotides long. Its product is annotated as 26S proteasome non-ATPase regulatory subunit 1 homolog A. The record is from RefSeq and is a predicted model, not a curated record. Gene Ontology annotation, biological process: regulation of protein catabolic process; proteasome-mediated ubiquitin-dependent protein catabolic process. Bases 142 to 3159 code for a protein of 1005 amino acids. Gene Ontology annotation, molecular function: enzyme regulator activity. The transcript is spliced from 13 exons. Lineage: Eukaryota; Viridiplantae; Streptophyta; Magnoliopsida; Malpighiales; Euphorbiaceae. Gene Ontology annotation, cellular component: proteasome storage granule; proteasome regulatory particle, base subcomplex; nucleus.